Cucumis sativus (cucumber) is the source of this 1402-nucleotide messenger RNA. RefSeq names its product ubiquinone biosynthesis protein COQ9-B, mitochondrial. Gene Ontology annotation, cellular component: mitochondrial inner membrane. NCBI's taxonomy places the organism in Eukaryota, Viridiplantae, Streptophyta, Magnoliopsida, Cucurbitales, Cucurbitaceae. Bases 75 to 1010 code for a protein of 311 amino acids. The record is from RefSeq and is a predicted model, not a curated record. The transcript has 6 exons. Gene Ontology annotation, molecular function: lipid binding. Gene Ontology annotation, biological process: ubiquinone biosynthetic process.
CUCUUUGUGGAAAAAUUUAACUAACAAAUCACAGACUCACUCCAUCGUUUCCAGAGCGGCGGACCGACGGAGACAUGUAUCGAACGGCGGCGAAGCGUCUGAUUGGCGGCUUGACCGCUGGCAGAAAUCGCAUUCACCACCGUCUCAGGUUCCCAUCGCCUUCUACUUUCCUUGACCAUUGCUCCUUCUCCACAGCUACCAAUUCACAAGAAUUUCCUAAUUCUCAAAUCCCCAAUCAAUACCAUAUUCGUCAAGAAACUCCUACUUCUUCCGAUUCUGCAUCUUCUUCAUCUUCUUCUUGGUCCACAUCAAAUUCCGGUGAAGAAACCCGAAGCCAUGAGAAUCGGCGGCCGAGAGUUGAGUAUCAAGAGGAGCAGGCUCGCGUCCUCCAGGCUGCUCUUUCCCAUGUGGUGAAGCUAGGCUGGACCGAGGCAGCUAUGAUUGCUGGUGCAAGGGAUAUUGGGAUGUCACCUUCCAUUGUUGGAUCCUUUGCCAGGAAGGAAGCUGAACUAGUCGAGUUUUUCAUGGAUGAUUGCUUACAGCGGCUCAUCGAUCUAAUUGAGGCAGACGAAGGCCGCCUUAAGAAUUUGAUACUUCGUGAACGUGUUUACAAGCUUGUUAGGGCUCGCCUAGAAAUGCAAACUCCCUUUAUAUCAAAAUGGGCUCAGGCUCUUAGUAUACAGGCACAUCCAGCAAAUCUAGCAACUAGCUUUAAACAACGGGCAAUGCUUGUUGAUGAGAUAUGGCAUGCUGCUGGCGGUGACACGUCUGACAUUGAUUGGUACGUCAAGCGCACUAUUUUGGGAGGAAUAUACUCAGCAACUGAGAUAUACAUGCUCACUGAUAGUUCUCCAGAUUUUCAAGAUACAUGGACUUUCUUGGACAAUCGUCUGAAAGAUGCUUUUGAUAUAAAGAAAACCGUUCAAGAGGCAAAGUAUCUGGCAGAAGCUGUAGGUGCUGGGAUGGGGAACUCCUUUCAAGGAUUUGUUGGAAAACUUUUCCAGAGAUAGAUAUUUGAGAACAACUUUUUUAAGUUUCUAGAGUGAAGAGUUGCGCUUGUUUUUGUGUUUUUUCUCAGUCUUGCCCACUUCCCCCAUUCAUCUCAUUAUGCAUAUCUUAGAGAGAUGAAUUUGAACUUAGAGUUCGAGUUAUGGUAUUCUUUGUUUAAAGCAUAAGAAUUCUGGUUUCACUUAGCUGUUUUCACAUAUUAACUUCGGUGUUAAAAUGAGUUAGCUUCAGUUUCUUAAACUCUCAAUGCCUUUCCCUCCAAAGAUGUUAACAAUUAGGAGGGAGUGUUUUGGUAUUGAUCAGUAUUGCCAGUUUCCAUUAAAUCAAAUAUAUAUACGUGUGUGUGCUCUCAAAAGAGAAAAAAGAAAGAAAGAGAAAUCCACCUCUUUUUUCA